UUCCAGAACAAUCUGCCUUGGACUCCCAGAAAAGGUGUGUGCUUGAUCUAUCGCAGCGCACAGUCUUCGCGACUGUCUGCGCGAGCGCGCAACGUCCAGCACGAGAUAGACAGUGCUGACCAUGACUGUGAGCAGCACACCACGUAGUCAUAGGAGAACCUGUAGCAGAUCACCUUCACCAUGAAUCGAUCACUAUCUGUCCGCUCGAAGAAGGGCGGUGCGGGCGAGAAGACGGCACCGAAGCACCGCUUCACAAUGGCAUCUCUACGCGGCACGCAGCAGCCAGACCUCUCCAAGAAGCUCUUCAAGAUUAUCAAAUCGGAGAAUCAUGCCAUUGGUGCCUACGAAGCCGCAGCCCGUGAACGGGUCGGCAUCGCCCAGCAGCUUUCUGAGUGGGGUGAAGCGACCGAGGACGAGACAGUCUCAGAGAUCUCGGACAAACUAGGUGUCCUGCUCGCAGAGAUCGGAGAGCAAGAGGAUCUCUAUGCACAGGCACUAGAGGAGUACAGGGGCAUCCUGAAGCAUAUCCGUAAUACGGAGAGUUCGGUACAGCCUAGCCGAGACCACAAGUCCAAGGUGUCAGAUGAGAUUGCCAAACUGAAGUACAAGGAGCCUCAGAGCACUAAGAUCGUCCAGCUUGAGCAGGAGCUCGUCCGAGCCGAAGCCCAGAGCUUGGUCGCCGAGGCCCAAUUGAGCAACGUCACGCGUCAGAAGUUCAAGGAGGCAUAUGACCACCACUUUGCGGCCACGAUUGAGCGCGCCGAGAAGCAAAUCAUCUUAGCCAAACACGCACGCCGACUCCUGAAUCUUGUCGACGACACUCCCAUCGUCCCUGGCGACGUACACCCUGCUUUCGCCGAGGUGGAAGCAGCUCGUCAAGUCCUCACUGACGCCGAGGAAGAUCUUCGCCGCUACGAGCUGCACGUUGAGCCAAUCCAUUCGUAUUCUGGAAACCUUGGCGUAGGCGCAAUGCCUGGAAGCGUAACCAAUUCGGUUCCUGGGACUACCGCCUACGAGGGUACGACUAGAAGCGAGAGCCCAAGUGUCGAGAGGCAAUACAAUACCUUGGGCCCACAGAGAGACGGCGACGAUUUCCAGAGUGCUUCUUCGCUAACGGACGCGGAGAGAGUCGAGAGGCAGGAGCAGAUCCCGGGACAGCAUGCUACGAAUGUCGUUUAAGGGCCGACCAUCUGUCAUUGUUGGAGGAAAGCGGUGCGCACAGAGUGUAUCCGGUUCAUGCUUUA
This is a messenger RNA of Cucurbitaria berberidis CBS 394.84, 1244 nucleotides long. RefSeq lists its product as uncharacterized. Gene Ontology annotation, molecular function: lipid binding. The record is from RefSeq and is a predicted model, not a curated record. Gene Ontology annotation, biological process: endocytosis; eisosome assembly; negative regulation of protein kinase activity. The transcript is spliced from 4 exons. Lineage: Eukaryota; Fungi; Ascomycota; Dothideomycetes; Pleosporales; Cucurbitariaceae. Gene Ontology annotation, cellular component: eisosome filament; plasma membrane. The coding region runs from base 181 to 1179 and encodes 332 amino acids.